Spea bombifrons (plains spadefoot toad) is the source of this 1870-nucleotide messenger RNA. It is a transcript of the gene DNAJA3, whose product is annotated as DnaJ heat shock protein family (Hsp40) member A3. The transcript is spliced from 12 exons. Bases 50 to 1417 code for a protein of 455 amino acids. The record is from RefSeq and is a predicted model, not a curated record. Gene Ontology annotation, biological process: protein folding; mitochondrion organization; negative regulation of apoptotic process. Lineage: Eukaryota; Metazoa; Chordata; Amphibia; Anura; Pelobatidae. Gene Ontology annotation, cellular component: mitochondrion. Gene Ontology annotation, molecular function: protein kinase binding; heat shock protein binding; ATP binding.
ACCGGCAGGGAAGUGGCGCGUGCGCAGGUCCAGGUUAACAUCAGGCAAGAUGGCUGCUCGCUGUUCCUCGCGCUGGUUCUUGGUCGCUGUGUCCGGGGCUCGGGGCCACUUGCUCCCUGGUGUUAAACGAUGGCAACGUGCUGAGGGGGCUCUGCUAGUGGCCCUGCGCGGGGUAGGACGAGGGCCUGCGCUGGGCGUAUCCCAGUUUCACACCAGUUCAUCAUCUUACAACAAAACAGAUUUUUACCAAGUUCUCGGAGUCCCAAGGAACGCCAGCCAGAAGGACAUUAAAAAGGCCUAUUACCAGCUGGCCAAGAAAUAUCAUCCGGAUACCAACAAAGAUGACCCUCAAGCCAAAGAGAAAUUCUCCCAGUUAGCAGAAGCAUAUGAGGUCCUGAGUGAUGAGGUGAAACGCAAGCAGUAUGAUACGUACGGCACGGCAGAUUUUGGUGCCGGGGGAGGUGGCGGAGGUGGACAGCAGUACUGGAGAGGGGGACCCAGCAUCGAUCCAGAAGAACUCUUUCGCAGGAUCUUUGGGGAGUUUUCUGGCGGAUCACCUUUCGGCGACUUCAACUCUGUGUUUGAGCAGCCUCAGGAGUAUAUCAUGGAUUUGACUUUCAUUCAAGCAGCCAAGGGAGUGAAUAAGGAGAUUUCUGUAAAUAUCACAGAUACCUGUCAAAGGUGUGACGGUAAAGGCAAUGAACCAGGCACCAAACUGCAGCAUUGCAACUACUGCAACGGCACUGGCAUGGAGACCAUUAACACCGGCCCGUUUGUUAUGCGUUCAACUUGCCGUCGCUGUGGUGGGAGAGGAUCCUUGAUGACCAAUCCUUGCCUUUCUUGCCGAGGAACUGGUCAAACCAAGCAGAAGAGAACCGUUACCGUGCCCGUUCCUGCAGGUGUGGAAGACGGGCAGACAGUGCGGAUGCCAGUGGGGAAGAAGGAAAUAUUCAUAACAUUUCGGGUGCAGAAAAGCCCCAUAUUUAGAAGGGAAGGGCCCGAUAUCCACUCAGACCUGUUUAUAUCCAUCGCGCAAGCUGUGUUGGGAGGCACAGCCCGUGCGCAAGGACUUUACGAACCAAUUAAUAUUUCUAUUCCAGCCGGCAGCCAGCCGGAGCAGAGGAUUCGAAUCAGCGGCAAAGGCAUCCCGCGAAUGAACAGCUACGGGUUUGGAGAUCACUAUAUCCACAUCAAGAUCAAGGUGCCCAGGCAUUUAACUGACAGACAGCGUGCGUUGAUGCAGAGCUUUGCAGAGGAUGAGACGGAGGUAGAAGGCACAGUGAAUGGAAUAACAAACACAGCGAAAGGCAGCGCCCAGCACACAUCUGCAGCCGGGGAAGAGAACCCUGAUACUGAACAGGCAGGGCAGAACAAGGAGGGAUUCCUAAGCAGACUAAAGAAAAUGUUUAGUUCCUGAACCCGGGUGAGGAAAGAGAUCAUCCAGCAACUAGGUUAGAGGAUACACAGAGCAGAUAUUUUGGACUCUUUCUUUGAGACAAUGCUCAUCUCCAGUCUGAAGCCAUGUAGCCAAACUAGAACUUGCCUUGAUGGACCCCAGCAAACUAAAUAACUAAAUACGCCACCACAUCUUCACGUCCAACAGAUCCAGUUGCAACUACACAUGAAGGAAACGCCUGUUCUAACUGCAAUGUGAAUGGAGACAAAUCAGACACUUGUAAUUUUUUUCAAUUGUCUCUUUUUAUCAAGCUUAAAAAAGAAAAGAAAAAACAACGGUCUCAGUCUUCACUUAUUUCCAAAAAGUGUUAAUGAGGAGCAGCCAAGAACGGUGCAACAGAGAACAAAGCAAUUUUAUCGUAAUACUCAAAUUACUGCUUUUGCAUUCAGGCAAAUAAAUAUCUGCAUAAUUGUU